This is a messenger RNA of Microdochium trichocladiopsis, 1958 nucleotides long. RefSeq lists its product as uncharacterized. The transcript has a single exon. Bases 6 to 1721 code for a protein of 571 amino acids. Lineage: Eukaryota; Fungi; Ascomycota; Sordariomycetes; Xylariales; Microdochiaceae. The record is from RefSeq and is a predicted model, not a curated record.
CUGGCAUGACAGGGCAGGCCCCUUCAGGGGGGGGGCCAAUCGAAGACCCUUUUCCAGCCCCGGUUCGCGACACGUUCCGUCCGACAUCCGCCCUGCAGGAGGCGGCCUGUCCUCGCCUCCUGAUCUGCCCGCAACUCGCCUUGGUCCCCUACGCCGAUCUUGCCAGUCAUCCCACGCUGAGCGCUCGGCCGACCGCUCACGACACACACACACUGCGCGCCCGUACAUACAUACACGCUUGCUCGAUCGACAUUGCGACCCGACUGGCCUGCUUUUGCUUUCUGAACGAUGGGUUCGUGAUCCCCAUCAUGGCUCCCGGCUUCAAACGCACGAGGCAGAGGGUGGUCCUCUUGCUCACCCUCGUCCUCGUCUCCGCAUACUUUUUCUUCGCCAGCUCAACACGGCAAGAUCUUCUCGCACGGAGUCGCUCGGUUGUCGAGUCUGUGCCGGCAAAUCAGCUGUCGGUCGAAGCAAACUCGCUCCAGAACCCCAGGAACGUGCAGAACCAAGAGCACCACCAGCCUGCAGCAGGGGCUGCGAAGCCACAAUCCUCCGCCCACGAUGCCGUCCAGUACGGCGAGCCGACGCUCUUCCUGCAGCGCCAGAACUUCACAGUCACGGUCGUCGUGGCCAAGGAAAAGGACGACGACAUCAAGUGGAUCAAGCGAGACCUGCCCGGUGUACCUGUCAUGCUAUACAACCUCGAACCUGCACCAGGCCCGCCAGCGGCGCCGUCAAACCAGCACGUCGCCAAUACGCAACACCAGCCGCGGGCUUUUGAACACCCCGCCUCAAGAAAGCUCCGCCGAGACGAAUCGUCGUCUUCCGCUUCGAGCUCUGCGACCACCACCACCACCCGAGACAUCAAGGAAAACACCAUCAGGGGCAUAGAGGUGAUUGCCUACCUCACCUACAUUUUCGACCACUACGACAAUCUCCCCGACAUUGUCGUCUUCACGCGAGAGGCGCAGCGCAAGCCGCAGCACUGGGACCUGAUUGGUGAGGACCUGCCCGCCACGCUGAAGCGGCUGAACGGCGUGCUCGUCUGGGAGGAGGGCUACGUGAACCUGUACUGCGACACGCGCAACAACUGCCCGCGCUGGCGGGCGAACCAGGGCGAGUUCGCCAACGACAACGAGCUGCGCGACUUCCAGAUCUUCAACGCGGCGUGGAACUCCUUGAACCCGGGGAUCCCUUUCCCCAAGGAGGUCGGGCAAGCGGGAGGGAACCAGUUCGCCGUGUCGCGCGACCGGAUCCGCUACGCAAAGACGCGCGAGGAGUGGGGGCUCUACCGCGACUGGGUGGCCGACCGGGCGCAGGACCUCACGGCCGUCCAGUCGUCGCGCAUGUGGGAGUUUAUGUGGCAGUACGUCUUCAAGAACCGCGGGAUGCUCUGCCGCAAGCCCGCCGCGUGCUACUGCGACACGUACGGCGUGUGCCUGGCCACCGACGACACGGCCGACGAGCUCCGCCAGAAAAAGGACGGCCAGGUCCGCCUGCUCGAGCGGUACCACGCCAUGCGCGCAAACGGGCGCGAGACCAAGGAGUGGGCCAACUCGAUCGACCGGCUCCGGAGGGAAAUGUACCUCAUCAUGAGAAAGGGGUCGGUCGAGAUCGAGAGGUGGAUCGCCAUUGUCGGAUCGAAACCGGCGGAAUCGCCGCCUGCUGCGAAGGCGGCGAGUGGAAAAAACGGCAAGAAUGGCAAAAAGGGCUCCAGGUAGCCAAAGGUUGGAUAUGGCCAUGAAGUCUUUUUUAGGGGGUAUAUGUUUGUCAUGUGUUAUGUAUAGAAGAGCUUGGGCCGUUUUAUUUGAAUUUUUCAUGUUGGGAGUUAUACAUUUUGGGUUUCGGCCAGAGACACUUAUAUACUCGCACGACCUUGUAAUGCUAUCGGCAUGUUCAAAUCUCUCAAAGUGACAAUGACGUCAGUCUCGCCUCAUAUGGUUGUGACCAGGACGAGC